AUGUCCAGGUUUUGUCAAUUCCACAGGAAUCAUGGGCAUGACACAGAGGAAUGUAUUCAAUUGAAAAAUGAGAUCGAAGCCUUGAUAAAAAAGGGGUACCUUUCAAGAUUUAUAAAAAAAGAAGAUCCACAAAGGGAACCCCGUGAGCAGAGGAGACCCAAAAGGGACGAAAAGGAAGAACAGGUCAUAGGGGAAAUUGCUGUGAUCUUCGGAGGAUCUGGCAGUGGAGGAGGUAGCGGAGGCGCUCGCAAAAGGUAUACUAAACAGGUACUCUCGAUGGAGAGAGGGGAACCAAGUAGCAAAAGGAACAAACAAGAUGAUGAUAUCAUCUUUGACAGCGGAGACGAAGAAGGAGUACAACAACCACAUAAUGACGCACUGGUACUCUCCCUGUUGGUGGCGAACUACAAAGUUAGACGCGUACUGAUAGAUAACGGGAGCUCGACAAACGUUAUGUUCUGGUCAAUACUCGAAGGAAUGAAGAUUGGUAAGGAUAGACUCAAACCAAUCUUAGCCCCCCUGGUUAGGUUUGGUGGAGGCGUAGUUCAUCCCAUCGGGACAAUCAUACUACCAAUGACAAUAGGGAUGACCCCACAGCAAGUUACUUCACUAACAAAGUUCCUGGUGGUUGAUCGGCCUUUGGUAUACAAUAUCAUGUUCGGCCGCCCUUUGCUUAAUGCAGUUCAGGCUGUAACAUCGACAUACGACCUCAAGAUGAAAUUCCCUACGCCGCACGGGACUGGAGUGGUCAAGGGAGACCAAGCAGCAGCUCGGAACUGCUACGUAAUGACCCUGAAGGGGAAGAUGGAGGCAAGAAAAACCUUAAAUGUGGAAGACUUAGAAGUAAGGGGGGAAUACCCCAAAAUCAGCAUAGUGGAUGAAGACAUCACGCGCGUACCUCUAAAUGGCCACCAGGAAAGAUGCGUGCAGAUCAGGAGCCGCCUGCCUAACACCUUGAGAGCCGAGCUAAGCGAACUGCUGAAUGAAUUCGUGGACGUGUUCGCUUGGUCGGCCAAAGACAUGCUGGGCAUUGAUCCUGCCAUCAUAGAACACAGGUUACAGGUUGACCCCAAUCAUCGACCUGUGAAACAGAAGAAAAGAAGUUUUGCCAUGGAGUGA
Messenger RNA from Malania oleifera, 1119 nucleotides. RefSeq lists its product as uncharacterized. NCBI's taxonomy places the organism in Eukaryota, Viridiplantae, Streptophyta, Magnoliopsida, Santalales, Ximeniaceae. The record is from RefSeq and is a predicted model, not a curated record. The transcript has a single exon. Bases 1 to 1119 code for a protein of 372 amino acids.